Messenger RNA from Acanthopagrus latus (yellowfin seabream), 6216 nucleotides. RefSeq names its product fibulin 1 (gene fbln1). Gene Ontology annotation, cellular component: extracellular region. Gene Ontology annotation, biological process: extracellular matrix organization. The transcript is spliced from 15 exons. The record is from RefSeq and is a predicted model, not a curated record. Gene Ontology annotation, molecular function: calcium ion binding; peptidase activator activity. Lineage: Eukaryota; Metazoa; Chordata; Actinopteri; Spariformes; Sparidae. Bases 257 to 2296 code for a protein of 679 amino acids.
GACGCUCAUUCCUGCAGUCACGCCGCAACUGCGACUCACUCAACUCCAUCACAUCCUCCGACCCGCUCUCCUGCUCUUGUUUUAAAGGAGCACUGCGGUUUUUUUAUUCUCGCAUCCAGCAGAAUAUAGCUGCCGUCGAGAUCAAGCUCGAAGCUGCCGCGCAACUUUAGUCCCUCAGGUUUUUUCCUGUUGUUGUUGUUGUUGUUGUUGUGUUUGUUGUUGUUGCUGUUGCUGCGGUUGGAUCUCCGUCCAUUCAAUGGGUCCGUGUGUGGCGCUGCUGCUCUGCUCUCUGUUCGGAGUUCUCCUCGGCCAAGGAGCAGAACAGAUCUCGAUGGAGGACUGCUGUAAAGAUGGCCAGAAGCGUGCCAGCGAUAACGAAGACUGCUCGUCCAUCCCUCUCAUCUCUGCGUCAACCACAUGCAUGAUAGUGCAGGAGCAGUGCUGCGUAAAAGUGCUCGAGGAUAACAUGUGCGCUGUCGGUAUCAACGUGGCCAAAGACCAAGGCGCCUGCGAUUCUUUACUCACCAGCACCUGUGAGACCAAGACUACCAAGUUUUGCUGUAACUGUUGUCUUCUGGGGAAGGAAGCUCAGGCAAACGGUCUACCCUGUGACCAUGACCUGUCUGUAGGCUCUCAGUGUAGCAAGGUGUCACGGGUGUGCUGCCAGGAGGGAGCCGCAGACAACCAGACCACACCCGCAGGACAACAACCUGAAUUACCAAACAAGGAUGAAACCAAGGAAAAUGGAGAAGGUCUAUUAUUAAGUGAUGAGUGCAAAGGGAAAUGUGCUCAUAGCUGUGUGGGCAAUGACACUUGUGCCUGUUUCAAAGGCUACAAACUCAAACCAGAUGGAAGCAGCUGUGAAGAUAUCAACGAAUGUUUGCUGGGAGCCGCAAAUUGCCGGGGAGGAGAGCGCUGCAUCAACACAGAGGGCUCGUUCCGUUGCCAGAGAGAGGUCAGCUGUGGGACUGGUUAUGAGCUCACUGACAGCAACAAUUGCAAAGAUAUUGAUGAGUGUGAGACUGGAAUCCAUAACUGUGGCCCGGAGUUUCAGUGCCAAAACACCCAGGGGUCGUUCCGUUGUCUCCCUAAAUUCAAGUGCGGUCCCGGCUUUAUACAGGACGCCCUGGGGAACUGCAUUGAUAUUAAUGAAUGUGUUUCUCAGACGGAGCCAUGCCACAGAGGACAGGUCUGUAUCAACACAGUCGGCUCCUACAUCUGCCAGAGGAACUCUGUCAACUGUGGCCGAGGAUACCACCUCAAUGAUGAUGGCACACGCUGUGUUGAUAUUGAUGAGUGUAAGGUCGCUGAAAUGGUCUGCGAAGGUCAUGGUUGUGUCAACCUGCUGGGCUCCUACCGCUGUGAGUGUGAGCCCGGCUACAUCUUCAACAGCAUCAGCCGGGUCUGUGAGGAUAUUAAUGAAUGCAGGCACUACCCCGGCCGCCUGUGCGCUCACAAGUGUGAGAACACUCUCGGAUCCUAUAAGUGUAGCUGCACCACUGGCUUCAAGAUAGCUGCUGAUGGCAGGAAUUGUGACGAUUUGAAUGAGUGUGAGAGCAAUCCGUGCAGUCAAGAGUGCGCCAACGUGUACGGCUCAUACCAGUGUUACUGUCGCCGUGGCUACCAGCUCAGUGACAUAGAUGGCAUGACUUGUGAAGACAUAGAUGAGUGUGCCCUGCCCACUGGAGGUCACAUUUGCUCCUAUCGCUGUCACAACACACCUGGCAGCUUCCACUGUUCCUGUCCAAUCAAUGGAUACACCUUGACUUCCAACGGACGAAGCUGCCAGGAUAUUGAUGAAUGUGUGACAGGAACGCACACAUGCACAGAGAAUCAGAGCUGCUUUAAUAUCCAGGGAGGAUUCAGAUGCCUGUCCUUCGACUGCCCGAACAACUACCGGCGUGUUGGAGACACUCGAUGUGAACGCUUGCUUUGCAAUGAGUCUGUCGAGUGUCUGGCCAUGCCCCUGAGAAUAACGUACUACUUGCUCACCUUCCCCAACAACAUCCCCGUCUUCACCAACAUCUUCCGCAUGGGCCCCUCCCACUUCAUGGCCGGCGAUGACAUCCAGCUCGCAAUCACCGAUGGCAAUGAGGCCGGCUUCUUCAAGACGGAGCAGGUGCCCACUGGCGGCAUAAUUUCGGUGGCAAAGCUCAUCAACAGGCCACAGGACUUUGAGCUGUCUUUGGAGCUGAGGUUGCGUCGCCAUGGCACGCUCAGCAUGUACCUGGCUAAAUUGCUUGUGUUUGUUACCCAGGAGGAGCCCAGAGUACCUGACAAUCCCCUGCUGGAAUAAGCACAGGAGUUAACGUUUGGCGUACACAAGUUAAUUACACUCUUAAAAAGGAUGUGUCAUUUUUAAAUGCAUUUAAGGUUCAGACCUACACAAAAAGACCAGUAUUCACGUAUUAUAACCAAAGAUCUUUUUUGUGUUUCUUUAAACAUAACAACAUUGCCAAACGAAAACUUCUAUAUAGAUGAGAGGAUAUGAUUUUACUCUGUAGAUUAAGUCCACCGCAAGCAGCUGGCUAAUAUAGCUUACUAUAAAGACUGGGAUCAGAGUGAAGCAGCAAGUCUGGCUCUUCUCAAACGUAACCAAGUCUGCGACUACAAGCACCUCUAAAGCUCUCUGAUUAACAUGUUGUAUGUAACCAAAGUGUAAAAACAGCAAGUCGUGGUUUUCCGGAGGUUUUUGUGUUAGACCAUUUCUUGGCCGGGUAUCGUAACUUCCCGGAGACUCCGCAGAUUUCCUGGUAACCUUGCAGCGACGCUAGGAGAUUUCUAAUGAGAGUGGCAAUGGAUCCUCUCAUUUUCAAGAAGGCGAGUGUUUCUAUCUGGUAGAAUGUAAAAUUAUUCACAUUUUCAAUUUACUGAAUCACAACAAACAACAGACACACUCAGUCCUGGGCCUCCAGGGUCACUGGUGGUCCACCUGCCCUCUUUUUUUCCAAUCAGCUAUCCAGCCUCGUCUCCACCGCGUCAAUUUUUGUUGUCAUACAUUAACACAAAUAUGACCGUACGACACUCAAUGUGUGUUGAAGAUGACACAACCUUUUUUUAAUUAAGAGUGGAUCUGACAAAACAAAGCAACACAUAAACACAAAAGAUCAGAGGCAAGAAGCACAGCUUUUUUAGUACUGUAGCAUUUGACAUAAUCACCUUUUUUCACACUAGAGUUAAGGUUCAUCAUUCAGCUGUUUUAAAGUCGGUCUAACUGAAUGUAUCUUCUUGGGGGUUAUGCUUUGUGAUAGCCGCUAGGUGGCGUUCUAGGUCAGCGAAAAUAAUAAAAGGGUAACGACCCAAGUGUGCCUACAACUGAGUGUAAUUUGAUGAUGGUUGCAUGAUAAAGUCUGACGUUUUGCAGUAUUUUAUGGUUUAUGUGUUGGAUGAACAGUUUUCUAUUAAAAUUGAAAUAGAAAUAACACAUGUUCAAGUCAAAUCCAGUUCUUGAUAAUGGUGCAUUGUGGGGUUUUAAUCAAAUGCAGCAUAGGGAGCAGCUGGAAUGUGAGGCCAAAUCACAGAUGGAGGCAUGAAGACUUCCUCGCAUGGCGUCAUAUUACUAUUAUUCCAACAGCUUCAGUGGAGAGGGAAUCUAAUGAUGCAUGCAAAUCCUCAAGAAUGCAUAUAUUUCAAGUCAAAGGUCGAUUUCGAGGUGCCAUUGAUCAGAAACAAAGGUCGACUGACUACAAAAUGUUGACACACAUGCUCUUUUAAUGCAUAUAAAAACACUACAAAAUAACACGUUAUUAAAAAUGUUAUUAAAUAAUGUUAUUUUUUUUUUCUGAUGAUUUUAAACCUUUACGGAAUAAGUAAUAUUUUAGUCUGGCUGAAAGAACACACACAAAUGUCCCAUCUGUGAGUAAAACCCUUCAGUUUUGUCCUAUAUGUGCGUACGCCUCAAAUUUCAUUAUUAAGUCUGUGAAGUAAUUCCACACCUCAAAACUCCAGUCAAAAAUGGGCCGAAUUGGGUCUUUGAUUGCUUUUUUACUUCCAAUCCCCAAUUCACUUACCUUGCACCGCAAAUACAUCUUUCUGUGGCAGUUAGCUUUUUGCACAUCGCUUUAGCUCCCAUUACAUUUUGGGCUUAAUGUAAAAUACACAGAUUUCCACUGCAGACUGCGGGUGUAAACCCCAGAGCAGACAGAUAAUCCAAAUGAAGGCUGAGUAAGUGACAUGCGAUGGGAUGCAGUGGCAAAGGAGAGGGAAAUGUGCACCAGCAGGAGAGAGUAUAAAUAGUUUGAUGUGCUGUGAGGCUGCUGCCCGAGGGCUGUGGCUUAUAAUAACUGUAAAUUCAGAUGUCCUAGGUUCCUCCUGUCCUGAGCUGUCAGGCCAGCAAGGAUGCACUUGGUCCCCAGUGGGGAUAUCCUUAAAAUAAGAACAUAGUGGUGCACAGAAGGUUUUUUCCUCCCCUUUGACAUUGAGUUAUGGGGCUCUGGGCUCUGGCCGGUGGUCUGAACAAUUUGUGGUGCAGCAACAUCACCGCGCACAGAAUGAAUGAUGCCCUGCAGUGUUUGUGUUGGGGCGUUAUCAAUGUGCCGACUAUAAAUAAUAAUUACCAAAAAAAUAAAAGGCCCUACGCUUGACCAGAGGACUUUCAUCCAAAAAGUCUGUUUUUCUUUCUGGUCUGAAAGUAUUGGGGUUUUUCUCCUGGGCCGGGCCACGUGAGGCAUGGGGAGAUGAAGAGGACGUGCAUUUUGCGCAUGCACGCUCACAUACACAAGCAUGUUUGCAUGCACAGAGGCGCACACGCACAAAUGAGCAUACACACACACACACACACACACACACACACACACACACACACACACACACACACAGGCACAUGCACACAAAUCGGUGCAAACAAACCCAUCACCUUAACGGACACAUGGAGCUGUAAUUAGCUCCACUUGCUGCGCCUGCUUUGAAGUGCCCAUCUGUGUGUUAGGGGGCAGUUCACCCCGGUUCAUUAUCUUCUCGUAAAUUUACUCUCUACCCCAACAGAGCUUUCACCUCAUCCUCUAGAGCCCGGCUCGGGUCCUUCUGCAGCUCAGGCCGUGGUAUUAUAAACUAGGAGAACAUUUUGUGGGUUUGGCCUGGGCCAAAGCAAAACUUGGACCCACCCGUUAAUUGCUAAUUACAAACCCCUACCCAGUGGUGGCUUGACUUUUUGUCAGGGGCUUCUCUCCUCGUUCUCCGUGGAAGGAGCCCUGCAACCCAAGCCGUGCCUGGGCUUUGAGCUGCAGCCUAUAGGUCCCCCGAGGAACGCCAGAGAUCCACGGCCCAUGACUCACAGUGUGGCUAUAUGGCUGCCAUGCACAUUAACUGGACUUAUACAUGGCAACUUGGCUGUUUUCAUAACCCAAUAUAGCUGUGUACUGACUUGUCUCCUUUGCGAAGUUGAAUUUAACAUCUUGAAUGUCAAAGUCGGGCCUUUCAUUUUGUUUCAAUAGCUCUCUCAUGAUCACAAGUUCCUGGUGGCUUCAAAGAAAACUCUUGAUUUAUGAGGUUGUUAAUGCCUUAGAAACAUCUCUCAAAGUCUAAUGCAGCAGGCAGGUAGUGCGAUACUUCAGGUGGCGUUAGCUUUAGGAGCCAGCAGAGGCCCUCCAUUCCCUCCGACCUGUCACUGAUUAGUCUGUGGAAUAAACAAAGCCCUAAAUAAUAGGAUGAGAGCUGCCCCGGGGAGAGGCUGGGGAGUUGUCUAGUCAUGUUGCUCACAAUUUAGGAGUCUUUUAGAACACUCCCUUUCCCCAUAAAUCCUCCUCAAGAGAUUAUCUGAUGUGAAGCCGGGGAUGCUCAGCAAAUCCAAAUAUUUUCCUGAGCAGGUUAUGGAUCAUUCUCUGUGAGUGUAGUAAUUCAUUUCCCACACAGCUUGAAAUAGUGCAUCAGAAAAGCAUCAAUAGCAGCUCUAGUCUCCACAAGCUACAAAGUUUGGCACCGGCAUGAGCUUUGGCCAUUGUUGGUUUAUUAUUCUUCCAAGCCACACAGAAUUUGAUUGUUUUUGAUGUUGACUGCUAUAUCCAGUAUCCCUGCCGUCUUGUUCAGAUAUUGUUUGUGUAGCGGCCAUUGGAGUUGUCCCACUGAGUUCUUGAUUACGCAGUGGGCUGCUCCCAAGGAUACCCUGUUAUUGUGAGCUUUAGAGACCAAAGGCGGUUGACUCUGAAAGUCUUUAUAAAGCGUUUACCUAAAGGUCAGAGGCCAUGUGUGUGUUUCCUUUUUUUUGUGGGUGCAUGUGUU